AUGUCAAUGACGAAGCGUUUAUCUGGGAAAAGCCUCAGAAUGACGAUAUUGAUGACCAUCAGGAUGAAGGAAUCAUUGAGACAGUUAUCUCUAAGCAGGAUAAAAAUGUCGAAGAACAACUGCUCCCUCAAGAUACGAAAAGUGGGAAAAGAGACUGCAAGAUGGACCAAGCAAGGUCAACAAGAUAGUUCAAGCAGGCUCAUCUAA
Acanthoscelides obtectus is the source of this 207-nucleotide messenger RNA. The record is from the annotation of a GenBank genome assembly. Lineage: Eukaryota; Metazoa; Arthropoda; Insecta; Coleoptera; Chrysomelidae.